AUGGCGGAGGAAGAGAAGCUUAGACCAAACACCGCGAGUCCGGAGCAGACCGGCGUUGCAGCCAAACACGUGCGACGUUCACCGCACAACGAUUUGCAGAAUUCAAGAGAGGCCGGUGCUAACGCCCAGAGAUGGGUUAAAGUGUUAACAAAAACUGGAUAUAAUUUUAAGGUCGCCCGUCGAGCAAUGUUCGUUGCGCGCUACCUAUGGCUACUGUUGUGCUACGCCCAAUACGCGCGCAGCAAUCUGCUGGACGACUACGAGGACAUCACCAACAAGGUGCUGUCGCCGGCCGACGGCGGGACCGUCUCGCUGCCGAUCCAGUUGGGGGUCGACAAGAGCUCCGGAUGCAUCUGCAGGAGCAGCAAGGAUCACAAGGUCGUCGUUUGCUUCGGCAACUACGCGUGCGAACGGUUCCCAAAGGUAAGAGUAAAAAGCGACCUGCUUCGAGUAAGAACAACCGUUAUGACCGAAAUCCGAGUUGGAGAACUAAACUCCCUUCAGCAUUUGAAAGUGCUGCAAAUUGAAGCAAACCAUAGGCUUAAUUAUUUGGAGCCGGGGCUGUUUCAAAACCUAUCGAAACUACAACAGUUGUCUAUAUCAUACAACACUGGGCUCCAUACAAUCCACAAAGGCACAUUCGAAGGCCUAAAGAGCCUUCACAACUUGACUCUAGUCAACAAUGGAUUCACAAACAUAUUAGAGUUAACUGUAGCGUUUAAACCAAGUAUUUUACCUUUGCUUAGAGGAUUAGAUUUGUCAGAGAAUUCCUUCGAAAGAAUUCCAGAUAACGCAUUUAAUGCAAUGAAAGGAACCACGUUGAAGAGAUUGGAUAUAAAGUUAUGCAGGCUGGAGUACAUACACCCAAACAGUUUUAUACCGCUAACCAUGUUAAAGGAAUUGAGAAUCAGUGAAAACGAUUUGAAUUCAACAUUAAUAGGUGACUUCCUGACAAAUAUAAUAAAUAAUGGCAUAAAUUUGACCCAUCUGGAUCUAUCCGGAAUGGGAUUUAGAAAGCAACCACCAAGAGCUCUUCUCAAUAUAAUCGCAAAAUCAACCAUACAGAGAUUAAUCCUGGCUGACAAUCAAUUUGAAAUAAUCGUCGAUGACUCGUUCCCAGUGAUGGUUAACUUAGAAGUGCUAGACUUGAGAAGAGUUCUGACAAUAUCGAUAGGGCCCGACGCAUUUAGUCCUAUAAAGUUUCCAAAUCUACGCGUCUUACUUCUCGGUGGAAACAACCUGCCCGGAAUUCAUCAAAAACAUAUUUCAAUUCAGCAGCUCCUACUUCUGGACAUGUCCUUCAACAAGGGAAGCUUAUUGAAUCCUGUGUAUUUUGAAAUUGACAGGAACUCUUUUACCUACUGCAAAGAACUCAGAAUACUGAACCUUGCAUACAAUAGAAUUAAGUCUAUAUUUGACUACACAUUUCAAGGCUUGGAACAAUUAAAAAUAUUAAGCAUGGAGAACGGUACAUUGUUUCAUAUCGGUGAUGGUACAUUCGAGCCAAUGAAGCAUUUAGAGAUGCUUAAUCUUGCAAACAACCCACUUACAGCCAAUAUGAAUCUGUCUAGUGGUCAGUUCAGAGGUUUGAACGAAUUGAAAAUAUUGAUUCUCAAAAACUGCGGAAUCAAACGAUUGUAUGACGAGGAUAAUAUAUUCGAAAUGAUGCCAAACCUCACACAUCUCAUUCUAAGAAAUAACCAAUUGUAUUACAUCACUGCCGAAACUUUAAAACCACUAAAAUACUUGCAAGUACUUGAUCUGAGCGAGAAUCUGCUGAUGUCGUGGUGGACGACACUAUUCUUAGCCUCGGGCGUCCGCCCGAUCAAUCUGUACUUGACGAACAAUAAAAUUUCGCACUUCACAAUUAGCAUGAUACAGGAUAUAAACUAUUUGUUGGAGAACCCAAGUGGUGCGAACACAACAAUUGAAAUCAAUCUGAUGGACAACGUGUUCGUCUGCGAUUGUACUUAUAUGUACAAGACAUACAUGUGGUUGCAAGUGAACGGUUCUGGUCUACUUAAGGCUUACUUCGCGAGCUCGAGGUUCCAGUGCAGCAGUCCUGAUAUAUGGGAAGACAAGAGGGUUGCUGAUUACUUGUCGUCGAUAAAGAGCCUACGCUGUCUCAUGUACGAGAAGAUAACUAGCGCCAUGUUCCUAAUAUGGACGGCACCAUCGAUAGUAACCAUAAUCCUGGUGUCAGGUUUAAUAGCGGGCGUGUACAAAUAUAGAAUAUAUAUAAAGUACUGGUUGUUUUUGGCGAAGGUAGCGGUCGGAAGGAAGUUAAUUCUGAAGCCUUUGAAGGCUGAUACUAUCCCCUCUAGGGGUUAUAGGUUUGACGCGUUCGUCUCCUACUGUAAUGAGGAUAGAGAGUUUGUCUCGGAAAUGGUCAGCCAGCUGGAGAGCACGCCCCCUUACCUGAAACUUUGCAUAUAUGAGAGGGACUUUGAAAUAGGCUCUUUUAUCUCUGAAUCAAUUUUGAACAGUAUUAAUGAGAGUAGGUACAUAAUAUUGAUAAUAAGCAAUAACUUCGCUAAGUCGCAAUGGUGCAGGUGGGAGACGCAACUUGCCGAAUAUCAUCGCUUAUUUCUGGAAGAUGGUACGACAUACGAUCCACUAAUUCUAAUAAGGGUGGGCGAAGUAGAAAAUAAAUAUAUGACAACGACGCUUAAGUAUCUGCUGAAGACGAAAAUCUAUCACUCUUGGGACGACGCCAAGCCCGAAGAGUUCUGGAAGAAGCUAAAGAACAGACUAGUAAAAAAUCUACAA
Messenger RNA from Iphiclides podalirius (scarce swallowtail), 2769 nucleotides. NCBI's taxonomy places the organism in Eukaryota, Metazoa, Arthropoda, Insecta, Lepidoptera, Papilionidae. The record is from the annotation of a GenBank genome assembly.